Messenger RNA from Polyodon spathula (Mississippi paddlefish), 1573 nucleotides. It is a transcript of the gene slc2a1c, whose product is annotated as solute carrier family 2, facilitated glucose transporter member 1. Gene Ontology annotation, cellular component: membrane. Gene Ontology annotation, biological process: monosaccharide transmembrane transport. The transcript is spliced from 9 exons. Gene Ontology annotation, molecular function: hexose transmembrane transporter activity. The record is from RefSeq and is a predicted model, not a curated record. Bases 71 to 1474 code for a protein of 467 amino acids. NCBI's taxonomy places the organism in Eukaryota, Metazoa, Chordata, Actinopteri, Acipenseriformes, Polyodontidae.
UCCUGUGCUGCUACUGUCAGUUUUGGCCGCAGUUUUUGGGAACUUCCAGGUGGGCUACCAUUCUGGAAACAUGAAUGCACCUCAACAGGUCUUUGAGAAUUUCUUCAAUACCACAUGGCAAGAAAACUACAAUGUGUCCUUGACCACAUCCCAGAUGACUAUUCUCUGGGCUGUCACAGUCAGCAGCAAAGAUUUCGGGGGCAUUGUGGGGGCCCUGGGGGUUAAGGGAUUAGCCGACACUUUUGGGAGGAGGAACUCGAUCCUGAUUGCUAAUGCCCUAUCUGUGGUCUCUGGAAGUCUAAUGUCCCUCUCUGAGCUUUGUGGCUCUCUAGGUUUGAUCAUCACAGGGCGGCUAAUUUUGGGGUUGUUCUGCGGCCUGUGUAUGAGUUUGAUACCACUCUACAUCCAGGAGAUCUCCCCGACAGCGCUAAGGGGGGCUUUUACCAUCAUGAGCCAUGUCUCCUUCUCUUUUGGAAUACUUGUGGGAAUGGUGAUGAGUCUGGAAGAAGUGCUGGGGAAUGCUAGGUUCUGGCCUCUGAUGCUCUCUCUUUCUGUGAUCCUGGCUGUGCUUCAGUAUCUCACCCUGCCUUUCUGUCCGGAAAGUCCUCGAUACCUCCUGAUUAACUGUGGUAAAGAAAAGGAAGCAGAGGCAGCUCUGCAUAAAUUAUGGGGAAACUCUUGGGAUAUCCUCACUGAAAUCAACGAAAUGAGGGAGGAAGCUUCUCAAACCCAAUCAAAGGUCACAGUGAGAGACUUCCUGUCCCUGAGAAGAUACCUCAGUCCAAUCAGCAUCAUCAUUGCCAUCACCCUUGGCGCCCAGCUGUCCGGGUUCAACGCGCUACUCAAUUAUUCAACAGAUAUUUUCACAAAGGCUGGUUUUUCACAAUCUCAAUUUCUAACUCUCGGGACCGGAGUUAUCAAUGUGUUGUUUACAGUCAUCUCUGUGUUACUGGUGGACAGAGUGGGCCGCAGGAAGUUGUUGCUGACUGGCUUCAUGGUAGGAGCACUGUGUAACAUCCUUCUAACUGUCAGUGAAGCAGCGAUGCACUGUAUCCCAGGGAUGUCCUAUCUUCAAAUCCUGCUGGUGUUCAGCAGCAUCUCGGCCUACGAGCUCGGUCCAGGUCCCAUAUCCUGGUUCAUCGCCGCCGAACUGUUUGACCAAUCAGCUCGGCCUUUCGGCAUGGCAUUCACGUGCAUGUUAAACUGGGGGGGCAAGUUCCUGUGCUCACUGCUUUACCCACCACUGCUGAACCUUAUGGGUGCCUACGUGUACCUCACCUUCACUGCUGUCCUGUGCUGCUCGUUUACCUUCACAUUCUUCCAGCUUCCCGAAACAAAAGGACGCACCUUUGAUGAAAUUGCCACUGAAUUCAAGCAGACAAACAGGGUUGUAUUGUUAAAGGAACUCCAGAAAGAUUUCAGAACCUUCAACAGACAUGAUGACGGCAGUCUCUAUAGAGAAAGUCAACACUAAUACUACCAACAAAACAACCCUAGACCUUACCAACGCAAUCAGGAAUGGACCUCAUCUUCACAGUCGCAAGAACUGAUAGACAGAAAUGUUCUAGUUAAG